AUGAGAAAGUAUUAUCCUGAAGAUGUUUGGGGAAAGAAAGAAAUUGAGUUUCUCGAACUGAAGCAAGGGAAUAAGUCAGUUACCGAGUAUGCUGCAAAGUUUGUUGAGUUGGCCAAGUUUUAUCUGCACUAUAACGAGGCGACUACUAAAUUUUCCAAGUGCAUCAAGUUUGAGAAUGGGUUGCGCUCGGAGAUCAAGAAAGAAGUUGGAUACCAAAAGAUUCAUGUCUUUGCUGAUUUCGUUGAUAUUUGCCGGAUCUAUGAGGAGGAUAAUAAUGCUCACUAUAAGAUUGUCAAUGAGAGGAGAGGUAAGAACCAACAGAAUCGUGGUAAGCCUUAUGAUGCUCCAGUUGGGAAAGGUAAACAGAAAGUUGUUGAGGGUAAAAGAACUAGUGGGGGAUAUGCUCCUAUUGGCGUGGUUUGUUUCAAAUGUGGGAAACAUAGUCAUAAGAGUAUGGUGUGUACUACUGAGGUGAAGAGGUGUUUCCGUUAUGGUAAGACUGGGCAUGUGAUAUCUGAGUGCAAGCAUAAAGAGAUGGUUUGUUUCAACUGUGGUGAAGAGGGACACAUUGGUAGUCAGUUUCAGAAGCCGAAGUAG
Vicia villosa (hairy vetch) is the source of this 597-nucleotide messenger RNA. RefSeq lists its product as uncharacterized. The transcript has a single exon. Lineage: Eukaryota; Viridiplantae; Streptophyta; Magnoliopsida; Fabales; Fabaceae. Gene Ontology annotation, molecular function: zinc ion binding; nucleic acid binding. The coding region runs from base 1 to 597 and encodes 198 amino acids. The record is from RefSeq and is a predicted model, not a curated record.